AUGAGUUUACGGGAAAGGUUUACUGCGAUGUCAUAUCUACGUUGGAGGGAGAUACGUAGACGAUGUAUGAGGAGCGCGAGGAUGUUAUGCAUGAGGUUCGACGAGGGAAAAACAUUAUUUGUCUCAUUUCAGAGAGAGAACUGUGACAUAAUUUGUAAUUGCCAUUUGUUCGAGUUUAGGAAAAUUCUUUGUCUCCAUGCAAUUGCAGUUCUUAUUCGUUGUGAUGUCACAUACCUUCUGGAGAGGUACAUAUUACGGAGAUGGAGAAGAGACAUUAGUCGAGUACGCACUAGAGUCGUCGUGAAUUAUGACGGUUUGAUAAGCUCUCCUGAGCAGUGGAGAUAUGAUGAACUGUGUCAUGAGUUUACACAACUGGCUGACCUUGCUGCAGACAACAAAGGGCGGUCGCAUGUUACACUGGAUUGGAUAAAACUUCAGCGCAAAGAUCUUUUGAUGUCGAAAUGGUCGCACAGUGGAAGUAAUGUGAUCGCACAUCAUACUAUUCAAGUAGCCGAUCGGUGUACCGACUCCCAGAAUGACGCCAGCGUGAACAUAAGAGCUCCGAAAUCGUCGCGUAGAAAGGGAGCGCCCGAAAAAUUGAGGAAAAAAGGUCCGCUGGAGUCGAGUUUGAAGAACACAAAGUCAGCAUCAAGCAAAGGAAGGAGACCUACUGGGUGACAUACUGAUAUACAAGAGAGCGCUGUCUACUUUCAUGAAGCUCGGCAGCAAAACUACUCAAUGCAGCCUCCGUCUCCUUGCCUACAAUAUUCAAUGCCAACAACGUUUAUCGUCUCACAGUUUACUGUCGCGAUACCAUUCUCGCAUUCAAGGGUAUUACCAA
This is a messenger RNA of Olea europaea var. sylvestris, 841 nucleotides long. RefSeq names its product protein FAR-RED IMPAIRED RESPONSE 1-like. Lineage: Eukaryota; Viridiplantae; Streptophyta; Magnoliopsida; Lamiales; Oleaceae. Gene Ontology annotation, biological process: regulation of DNA-templated transcription. The coding region runs from base 1 to 678 and encodes 225 amino acids. The record is from RefSeq and is a predicted model, not a curated record. Gene Ontology annotation, molecular function: zinc ion binding. The transcript has 2 exons.